AUGCCGCAACCAUUGAACUCCAAGGACCAGUCCUUGUUCCGUCAAGUGGUUCGCAACUUCGAGCAGAAGCAAUACAAGAAAGGCAUUAAAACGGCAGACCAAGUUCUUCGCAAGAACCCCAAGCAUGGCGACACACAGGCGAUGAAGGCUCUGAUCAUGAGUCAUCUGGGUCAGUUGGAAGAGGCUUUCGUGCUGGCUAAGGAGGCUCUGCGAAAUGACAUGAAGUCGCACAUUUGCUGGCACGUGUACGGCCUGCUAUACCGACAAGAGAAGAACUUCGACGAGGCGAUCAAGGCUUACCGUUUCGCCUUGCGACUGGAUCCCGAAUCCCAGCCCAUUCAGCGGGAUCUGGCGCUCCUUCAGAUGCAGAUGCGCGAUUUCCAGGGAUAUAUCCAGAGCCGCAGCUCUAUGCUUCAGGCGCGCCCGGGUUUGCGCCAAAAUUGGACCGCAUUGGCGAUCGCUCAUCACCUGUCCGGAGAUUUGGAGGAGGCGGAGAAAGUCUUGACCACCUACGAAGACACCCUGAAGGAUGGCGUCCCACCAGUUGCCGAUAUGGAGCACUCUGAGGCUUGCCUAUAUAAAAAUACGAUCAUCGCGGAGACAGGCAACCUGGAACGAGCCCUGGAGCAUUUGGAGAAAAUUGGCUACCGGUGUACCGAUGUGCUUGCCGUGAUGGAAUUGAAGGCAGACUAUCUCCUGCGACUUGGCCGCAAAUCAGAGGCCGAAGAGGCGUACACUGCUUUGUUGGAACGAAACCCUGAGAAUUCAGUUUACUACAACGGCUUAAUUCAAGCAAAGGAGAUCCCGGAGACUGAUCACAAAGCACUGAAGGCUUUGUAUGAUGAAUGGGUGAAGAAGAACCCUCGCGGUGAUGCGGCUCGCCGUAUUCCUCUCGACUUCUUAGAAGGGGAAGAUUUCAAGCAGGCCGUCGAUACCUAUCUGCAGCGCAUGCUGAAGAAGGGUCGCGAUGUAGUGCAGUCAUUGGUGGAGGGAUAUGUCUCUGGCAAGGCUGGUUCGCAGGCGAACGGCUCUGCGGAAGGCAAGGAAGAUAACAACGAGUUCCUGGCAUCCACCUACUACUUCUUGGCCCUGCAUUACACCUAUGAGCUGAGCCAGAACCUCACAAAGGCCAUGGAGAAUGUUGACAAAGCAAUCGAAUUGUCACCCAAGGCUGUUGAGUACCAGUUGGCCAAGGCGCGUAUCUGGAAGCACCAUGGAAACCCUGUUAAGGCAGCGGAUGAAAUGGAGAAAGCUCGUCUCCUUGAUGAGAAGGAUCGUUAUAUCAACACUAAGGCUGCCAAGUACCGCCUUCGCAACAACGAAAAUGAGAAGGGUCUGGAUCUCAUGAGCAAGUUCACCCGCAACGAGACCGUGGGAGGAACAUUGGGUGAUCUUCACGAAAUGCAAUGUGUUUGGUUCUUGACAGAGGAUGCGGAAGCGUUCCUGCGUCAGAAGAAGCUGGGCCUUGCGCUCAAGCGUUUCCACUCGGUCUUCAACAUCUUCGAAACUUGGCAAGAGGACCAGUUCGACUUCCACAGCUUCUCCCUUAGGAAGGGAAUGGUCAGAGCCUAUGUGGACAUGGUUCGCUGGGAAGACCGCCUGCGCGAGCACCCCUUCUAUACCAGAAUCGCUCUUGGUGCCACCAAGGCAUACUUGCUUCUCAAUGACCAGCCCGAUCUUGCCCAUGGACCCAUCGCAAACGGUCCCAACGGCACUGAGGUUUCGGAGGAAGAUCGCAAGAAGGCUCUCAAGAAGGCCAAGAAGGAACAGCAACGCCUUGAGAAAAUCGAGUCUGAUAAGCGUGAGGCCAGAAAGGCAGCCGCUGCCAAUGCCAAGAGCCAAAGCGUGGACGGAGAGGUCAAGAAGGAGGACGCUGAUCCCCUUGGAAACACCCUGGUGCAAACAAAGGAUGCGCUCAAGGAUGCUCUGAAGUUCUUGGCGCCGCUACUCGAGCUCAAUGCGCAGAAUAUUGAGGCUCAAUGCCUGGGUUUCGAGGUUUAUAUCAGACAAAACAAAUACCUACCCGCUUUGAAGUGUCUCACAGCCGCUAAUGCCAUUGAUCCCUCAAACCCUACCCUUCACCUCCAGCUCCUGCAAUUCCGCAAGAAAAUCGACGGCCUUACCGAUUCCCUGCCCGCCCAAACCGGAGAAGUCAUCGGCACGGAAUUUGAGAAGCUCCUUCCCAAGUCCCAGAACCUUGAGGAAUGGAACGAGUCUUUCCUGUCCGCCAACAAGGACAGUGUCGCGCACAUUCAGGCCGCUUUGUCAGGCCGUCAGCUCUUGAAUCCUGACUCGAAGGCUCAGUGUGAGAAGGAUCUCUUGGCCUCCCUGGACUCUCCCGCCGUCACCAUUGAAGAGGCCGUCGCUGCUCUUGAGUUGCUCAGCAAGUGGGGUAGCGAGCAGACUGCCUACGCGGAGAAGGCUAGCAAGAAGUGGCCCGAGUCGUCAGUCUUUCAGUUGAACUGA
Penicillium manginii is the source of this 2466-nucleotide messenger RNA. Its product is annotated as peptide alpha-N-acetyltransferase complex A subunit NAT1. Gene Ontology annotation, cellular component: cytoplasm; NatA complex. The coding region runs from base 1 to 2466 and encodes 821 amino acids. The record is from RefSeq and is a predicted model, not a curated record. NCBI's taxonomy places the organism in Eukaryota, Fungi, Ascomycota, Eurotiomycetes, Eurotiales, Aspergillaceae. Gene Ontology annotation, molecular function: protein binding; protein-N-terminal amino-acid acetyltransferase activity. The transcript has 4 exons. Gene Ontology annotation, biological process: N-terminal peptidyl-methionine acetylation.